AUGCCACCCCACUUCAGGUUCUCGUCGCAAGCUGCAGCGGACGCCCAGCGUCUCAAUGAAGAGCUCGCCAAUCUGAAGGCAGAGUUGGCUGAAGAGCGCAGCUUGUGCGGCACCAGCAAGGCCGAGGUGCACGAGCUUCGGGUGACCUGGACAGCUUUGGAACCUUUGGAACCUUCUGACCUGAUCCAGGCAGCAUCGGCAACCAGCGAGGUUUCGCGGCUCCAGGCCGAGCUGGCCUCACAGUCGAACAAGCUGGAGCAGCUGCAGGCGCAGCUGGAGAAGCAAGCUGUCAAGGCCCAGGAGGUGCGUGCUCAGACAUUGCCAGCCUAUGCAGACACUUUGGCCCAAGAUCUCCAGCCACAUUGGUGUGCAACGCUCGCCAAAGAUGUUCAGGCGUGUGGCGACUCGGAGCUUGCUUCCCCUCUCAAGGCGGAUGCUUUCUGCAGUCGUCCGAUCGUCGGCCGCCGACCAGCCGCUGCUUCUCUGCCGGCGCUGCCCAAGGCAAUUUCAAGGCUGCGCGCAGAGGUAUGUGUUUGCGGUGGCAGUGGUGGCAUCGGCCAGCCGCUUUCACUGCUGAUGGCGAUGGACGACAAUGUAGGUGAGCUGUCCGUGUAUGAUCUUGAUUUCGCCAUGGUGCCACCAGGUGGCGUAGCUGCAGAUUUGAACCACUUGGAGAAGAAGGUUCAGGUGAAGGGUUACGUCAAGAGCAAAGAGGAGAAGGCCAUCGAUGUCCUCGGCGACUGCCUCAAAGGCUGCAACCUGGUCUUGGUUCCUGCUGGCUUGCCAAGGAAGCCUGGUCAGACGCGCGACGACCUCUUCAAGAUCAAUGCAGGCAUCGCCAAGGAGGUGGUGGAAGCCUGUGCCAAGUACUGCCCCGAUGCGGUGAUCGCGCUGAUCGUCAACCCUGUCAACUCAGUGGUCCCAGCAAUGGCCGAGCUAUACAAGAAGAAAGGUCUGGAUCCGAAGAAAAUUGUGGGCGUCACCACACUGGAUGGCGUACGAGCCAACAAGUUUGUGGCAGAACUCACGGGCGAGGACCCUAAGAACAUCGAGGUGCCAGUGAUUGGUGGACAUGCAGGCGUCACGAUUAUGCCCGUCUUCUCGCAGGAUAAGCAUGCUGCGAAGAUUGCUCAGUCUGAAAUUCCUGCCCUCGACAAGCACGUGCAGGAUGCAGGAACGGAUGUCGUAAACGCCAAGAACGGCAAGGGAAGUGCCACGCUCUCGAUGGCCUAUGCCGGAGCCAGGCUGGGAAAGGCAGUCUUAGCUGGGAUGGCGGGCACUCCGACCACGGAAUGCGCCUAUGUCAUGUCCGACGUGGAACCAGGUUGCCCAUACUUCACCAGCAAGGCAAGGCGAUGA
Molecule: messenger RNA, 1359 nt
Organism: Symbiodinium natans
Lineage: Eukaryota; Dinophyceae; Suessiales; Symbiodiniaceae
Source: the annotation of a GenBank genome assembly